AUGUCGAAGAAGAAGGGUCUGAGUCUUGAUGAAAAGCGCCAGAGGAUGCUAGAUUUCUUUUAUGAGAAAAAAGAUUUCUUUCAGCUGAAAGAAUUAGAGAGGCUUUGUCAAAAAGAAAAGGGAAUUAACUCUAUGUCUGUGAAAGAUGUUUUAAUGAGUCUUGUUCACGAUGACUUAGUUGAUACGGAAAAGAUAGGAACCAGUGUUUACUUUUGGGCAUUUCCCAGCAAAGCUGCACAAAAGCUUAAAAUUAGUAUCGAGAAGUUAAAGGAAAGUAUAGAAACUACACGCAACCAACUUUCAAAAACAAUGAAAGCACUGGAUGAAGCUUCAAGCAAAAGAGAAGAUACAGAAGAGAGGAGACAAGUUAUUAAUGAGCUCGUUGAGAAGAAAGAGUUACUUAAAUCUCUUAGUGUAGAGCUUCAAGACCUAAGAAAAUAUGACCCUGAUCGCUUACAAGAACUAAAACAGCAACAGCUUACAGCAUUGGAUGCUGCUAAUCGUUGGACAGACAAUAUAUUUGUGAUCAAAUCAUGGUUAAAUAACAAAUUUUCAAUUGACGAAGCUACUUUUUGUCGCCAGUUCGAAAUACCUGAAAACUUUGAUUAUCUAACUUAG
This is a messenger RNA of Trichobilharzia regenti, 618 nucleotides long. The record is from the annotation of a GenBank genome assembly. Lineage: Eukaryota; Metazoa; Platyhelminthes; Trematoda; Strigeidida; Schistosomatidae.